Molecule: messenger RNA, 4839 nt
Organism: Cuscuta campestris
Lineage: Eukaryota; Viridiplantae; Streptophyta; Magnoliopsida; Solanales; Convolvulaceae
Source: the annotation of a GenBank genome assembly
AUUUAAUGAUUUUUGAAAAAUGGUUUAAAAUUUAUUUUGCAAUUAUUGAGAUAUAAUUAAUAUAUUUGGAAUAAACAUUGCACUAGGGGCAUUUUCGUAAUUCUGUGUUUCCUGGAAAAUUAUUUUCCAGUUUUGCCCCUGCCCGAAAGUCUCUUAAUAUAUUUAGGAUGACUUGGUAAAAUUUCAUAAUAUUUGGACCAAUUUAUGAAUUUUUAUGAAUUUUAGAAAAUAUUACCAACGUAGUAUUUUUCUAGAAUUGUCGGGGGCGAGCGCGGUUCGCCCGGUGUAUGUAUAUCUCUAUUGCCUGUGUGGAUGUAUGAUAUGCAUGGUGGAUGAUUGUGGCUUUAGUUAUUCAUUAUUGAUGUAAUUUAAAUACGGCCUGCGUGUCGUGCCUCAUCUCAAAACUCUUGUUGUAAAUCUAUUUCUCUCUCUUACCUCAACCGAGGAUUCUUUUCUCACGUGGUGGUUAGAAGAUAAAAGGAUUUGAAGUCCGCUCGAGGGAAUCUAAAGGAAUGGAGAUAGCCUGAAGUCCAAAUGCCUGGAAGUCAGUGGGAGGUAUCGUUUUAUUUUUCCUUUAGGGGCCACAAUCAUUACACGUUUAUUUACUGCGUAUUUUGAAUGCAUGUGAAUGUAUGUUUUACGCUAGUAAAUUGACACGUGCGCGGCAUGUGUCGUAGGUGAGAUCGUAAUUAAUAUAAAAUCCCUCAAAAUAUUAAGUCUGUAUUGCCUUCCGGCGCCCGGCACCUUUCCGGCUAAUGUGCACUGUCACGUACUCAGCCCUAGCAGAGGGUAGUACGGUGUAUGUUAUGCUGGUCACGGGAAUCACUUAAGUGGUCAUUGUCAGACGUUGGGUUAGACUUAACUGAGUCUCGGUCAAAUGGAUGGAUGACUCAGAGGCGGGUUUCGUUGGGGUCACUAUACUGACAAGUCGAAUUACUUUACUCACUCAUCGAGCCAGAAGUUGGGUCUCUAUGACUUAAUUGGGCUUAACCCUAACUAAAGUAGUUGUGCAUGUGGUACGUGCCAAAGCCAAUCACAUGUAUAAUGAAACGGUGUUCUGGUCCGUAAGUAGUAUUGUCGUUCGCCCAACACAAGACCAAGAACUAUGAGCGCGGCUCGACAGUUGGAACUAUGUUCCUACCUAAAUAGUUAAAUUCUAGGUACGAACCUCAGGUCAACUAGAAUUUAAUGAUAUAUGGAUCUUGGCCCAUUAAGAGAAUCUCUAGGAGAAUCUCCGAAUCAACAUUGAGGGUUGUUGGUUUGUUAAAAUAGUGGGAAAUAAUUAAUUAAAGGCCUAAUUAAUUAUUCAACAUGAUAGAAAACCUAGUUUGCAAUUUCAUCCUGUAGAUGGCAUCAAAUAACACAUACAGUCAUUCCAUCAACCUGCGGUAUAUCCUCGAGAACCAAAAACUCUCUGGGGAAAACUUUCUUGACUGGGAGAAGAACCUACGAAUCGUUCUUGACUGUGAGAGGAAACUUUACAUCCUCGAAACGGAUCCUCCCAAGACCCCUAAGGCAAAUGCUCGUGCAUCCGAACUGACUUCCUUCAAGAAGUAUGAGGACGACGCGCGAGAUGUUAAGUGUAUCAUUAUGGCAAGUAUGACCGCGGAGCUCCAAAGGCUCCACGCGGACAUGGAAGCGCGUCCUAUGAUACAACGCUUAAGAGACCUAUUACAGGGUCACCCCAAAAACUCGGGUAUUUACGUUAUUGAAGUCAACAUGUCUGAUUUCACCUCUUGGGUGAUGGAUACGGGAUGUGGUUCUCACAUCUGUACUUCUAUGCAAAAUUUGCAUGAAGUUAGACAUUUGACUGAGGGAGAAGUCCAGCUUAAGGUUGGAAACGGAGCACUUGUCAAUGCGCUGGCUGUAGGAACUUAUGUUCUAUCUCUCCCCAGUGGCUUGUUGUUGCAUUUAAACAAUUGCUUGUUUGUACCUGCCAUUAGCAGGAAUAUCAUUUCUGUGUCCUUUCUUGACAAAGCAGGAUUUUCUAUUAACGUAAAAGACAAGUGCCUUUCGGUUUUCAGAAAUGAUAUUUACUAUGCAACUGCUAAGAUGACCAAUGGUCUUUAUAUCUUAGACUUAGACGCCACUGUUUAUAACGUAGAUGUUAAGAGAAGCAAACCAAACAGUUUGAAUCUCACAUACCUUUGGCAUUGUCGUUUGGGCCACAUUAACAAGAAACGCAUAUCUAAGUUAUGUCACUCUGGCGUACUUGAUUCAUUUGACCUCGAGUCUUAUGAUGUAUGCCAAUCUUGUUUACUCGGUAAAAUGACAAAGGCUCCAUUCACCGGUCACGGUGAAAGGGCGAGUGAUGUAUUAGGCCUCAUACACUCUGAUGUAUGUGGCCCAAUCAACACUGAAGCUAGAGGUGGUUUCUCAUACUUCGAAACGAAAGGGUAUGAGUUCUAUCAUCCGACCAAUAACAAAAUCUUUGUUGCUCGGAACGGAACCUUCCUUGAGAAGGAGUUUCUCUCUGCUAUUUCUAGUGGGAGAAAGGUAGACCUCGAAGAAAUUCGAGAACCACAAGAAGAGAUCUCAACAGCAGUGGAACCCGAGCGUCAAGAUUUAGUAUCUCGACUGGCUCGGGUUUUACCACGUAGGUCAGACCGGAUGCGUAAUCCUCCGGUUAGAUACGGUUUCCUUGUAUCUGAUGAAGGUGACGUCUUGCUGGUAGACCAAGGCGAACCUGAGACCUACCUCGAGGCAAUCACGUGCCUCGAAUCCGAACAAUGGCUUAAUGCCAUGAAAUCCGAAAUGGAGUCUAUGUACACAAACCAAGUUUGGACCUUGGUUGAUGCGCCCGAAGGGAUAAAACCCAUAGGUGAGAGUGUGAUAGUAUUCCUAAUCCUAUAUGUCGAUGACAUAUUGUUAAUGGGUAACGAUGUUCCUGCUCUUACGUCUGUAAAGACUUGGUUGAGCGAGAACUUCGCCAUGAAGGACUUGGGGAAUGCUAGUUAUGCCCUUGGCAUAAGAAUCUACCGUGAUAGGUCAAGAAAGUUGAUAGGUCUAUGUCAAAGUACAUAUAUAUAUAAGGUCCUUAAUCGAUUUAGCAUGUUUAACUCGAAAAAGGGAUCCUUACCUAUGAUACCUGGCACGGCUCUUUCCAAGAGCCAGAGUCCUUCUACUCCUGAGCAGAAGGAACUCAUGAUGAAGGUCCCAUAUGCUUCUGCAAUUGGUUCCAUCAUGUAUGCCAUGAUAUGUACUAGACCUGAUGUCUCAUUCGCUUUAAGCGUGACCAGCAGAUACCAGGGGAAUCCAGGUGAAGCACACUGGACAGCGGUCAAGAACAUCCUAAAGUAUCUUCGGAAUACUAAGGAUGCAUUCCUGGUAUAUGGAGGUGAGAAAGAGCUGAAAGUGAUCGGUUACACUGAUGCUAGCUUCCAAACCGAUCGAGACAAUUACAAGUCACAAGCAGGGUAUGUGUUUUGCCUGAAUGGCGGAGCUUUUAGCUGGAAAAGUUCUAAACAGGACACAACCGCCGAUUCAACUACAGAGGCUGAGUACAUGGCUGCUGCUGAAGCAGCAAAGGAAGGUGUUUGGAUAAAGAAGUUCAUUUCUGAACUUGGAGUGGUUUCUAGCAUUAAUGACCCAAUCCCGUUGUUUUGCGACAACACUGGGGCCAUUGCACAGACAAAGGAACCACGAUCUCACCAAAAGACCAAGCACAUUGUACGACGUUAUCACAUCAUACGAGAAAUCGUAGACAGAGGUGAUGUGGAGAUUUGCAAAGUAGGAACAGACGACAACAUAGCCGACCCCCUGACCAAGCCCUUGGGAAAGCUAAAGCAUGAGGGUCACACUAAGUCAAUGGGCAUUCGACCGAUGCCAGAUUGGCCAUAGUGCAAGUGGGAGGUUGUUGGAGUUGGUGCCCUUAUGGCCAACUGCUGUUGUAAUAUCUUAGAUAUUUUCUAUCAUGUAAAGGCAAGAUGCAUUAAGUUUACAAACAUCUCAUACUAAUGUAAACUCUUAAUUGCAUUCCUAGAAUUAUAUUAUAAGAUGUUUAUCAGAAUGAGUCUUCUGAUGUUGAGACUGACAUCUUGUCACUUAGUAUAAUUCUGAACGGUCUAUAGUCGAAGCAUUAACGAGAGCAGGAUAUCGUUAAUGCGCGUGAGACUAGUGAGAGUUAGAUGUUUGACCUAGUCUCUUGGACAAUGACGGAGUGUUCGCAUCUACUCUUGGGCAGAUAUUAUCGUUAAUAAUAAGAUGCCAGACCUGACCCACCUUAAGGGCAUUUCCUAGACUUUUAGUCUAUGCUCUAAGUGUCUUUAAUGCGACUAUUGGUAUAACGAUCCUCAGACUUGAAGUAUUACGUUCUUCGAAUGUGUGAACCUGCAUGCUUUGAUUCAUUGUACUAAGCCGUAUGAAAUAAGGAUGGUACACAGGCUUUGCAUUGGGCAUGCCGCUGCACGUAUUCGAAGACGUAGAUUACGUACAAAGAAUUUGUCACUGCUACUCAAGCAGAAUAAUGUCUUGUGGGGGCCCACUGAUAAGUAUGACUGAAGAAAUGCAUGGCCAUGCUGAGAUGAGUUUAGACAUCUGUUCUCAUCAGUCAGACUUGUUAAUCAGUAAAUAACUUAAUGGCUACAAGUUGGAUAUUUUAUAUCCCUUGCACUAAGUUAAGACAUUGGGACAAAAGGAUCUACGUUAUACAAAGUCUUAGUCGUUGAAAGGUUUUGACGGAGCAAACGUCUGAACUUAUAAUCUAGGGGUAAUAAUGUGUUGCUAGAUACCGCUUAUUACUUAUAGUAUUGGUGUAGAGUCAAUACUGUGGCCAGUUUUAUAAGUGCCUAUAUGGGUCACACACUUUGGACAAUUUAAAGAGUAGGAUUAUAAGAAGGA